CUUUAAGAGCGGCUCGUGGAGCAGAGAGAGCGCCUCGUCGGGAGGCAGAAACGAGCAAUACGAAAGAAAAAUACGCUUCUAUUUUUGUUGUUUUUCCGCAGAAAUUAGGAGGAGGUCUUGUUUUUUUUUUUUUUUUUUUUUUGACGUUGCAAGCCUUUCUCCUGCGGAGUGUGGCGCUGAAAAAAAAGAAAAAGAAAAACCAGGAUUGACCCAGAGGAGCGAGUUGUCUGCAGAUCUCCGUGGUUGGAUUCGCUCGGCUAGUUUAGCUAGCCGGCCUAGCUUUCACCUCUGCCCGGGAAGCGCGUCACCAUUUCCCAGUCUCUGGCUUGUGGAAGGUCGCUGUUAGCGGUACUUAGCUGACCGGCUGUGCAAUUGAUAGCUAGUUAUCGUUUAUGGGGCGUGUUCACUGGACUUGCACGGUUUGAGCAGAGACUUGACCAGCUUGUGAGGACGAGCUAACUAGCUAUCUGUCACCCUGUCCCACCCUCUCUCUCUCUCUCUCUCUCUUUCGCUAACAUCAGCUAGCUUCAGCUGUUAGCAAAGGCUAAGCUUUUUACAAGGCAACUUUUACAACACAGCUACCUCUGCUUCUUGAAACUCUGUAAACAUUGUUGGUGUUUCUUUAUCCAACCCCUCUCUUUAGUCGAUACACUGGCACGAAGGAGAGAGAAAACGAAGCCCAAAAGUGCAAAGACCAGAGUGAAGCCGAGCGUCUGCUAUCUGUGAGCUGAGAUAAGAGUUUGUUUGCUUGCAGGUUGUUUUGACAUUAGCGUAAGGAGACACUUGUUUAGUGGGGAACCGCCAAAUAUAUAAAAAACCCAGGCACGUGGCUAGUUACUUUGUAAUAUUUUUUAACUCUUAAAACUCCCCUCAGUGCAGUUUGUACCUGGUUGAUAUAGAAAUAAAAACGUUUACGUAUAAAUAAACAAAAAAUCCGCUAUAGGUAAUCCAUUGGCCUUAAAAAAGCUUAUCCGUGAGGCUGUAAAGACCCGGAACCAAACAUUAAUAUAUAUUUUUUAUGCCAGAGAAACUUGUUUUUUGGUACGAAGAAGUAAAUCCUAUGCUCGUCAAACUAAUCUGGGCUACUGGCAUUUAUGUGAACCAGUUCAACAUUUCUCACUGAAGUCAGUUUUUUUCUGAAGCCUUGAUCUUUUGUAGGCCUACCUCUUGACACCUCACUGGGAUACGAGACAUAUGUUAUUCCAACCUUUUUUUCGACUGAGAUUAGAUUGAGAUCUAGGAUAACUAACUCUUGUGACUUGCUCCUUUAAACAGCAAGCGUUUUUCUGUACUGCAGCCUGUCCACUACAUGGACUGAUAAGGAGACGUAUAUUUAUAUUUUUGUACCGCAGUCCAGAAAUUUACAGAAAUAAAUAUUUAGUCAAGUAUCAAGGAUAUCAGCAACACCAUCCAGCCAUGAGUAUUGAGAUCCCGGCAGGUCUGACCGAGCUUCUGCAGGGUUACACGGUUGAGGUGCUGCGCCAGAGGCCUCCGGAUCUGGUUGAGUUCGCUGUGCAGUAUUUCACCCGGCUCAGAGACACAAGGAGUCAAGAUGGAUCCGGGGCCACUGCCAAAUCCGGUGGCAAGGGAGUGAUGUUUGAUGGCGAGCCCAUGCAGACGGAGUCUAAUGGUGAAGAUGACGAUGACGAAGAUGACUCUGACUUUGAGCCGCCUCCCCCCAGCAGAUUUAACCGGAGAGUGUCGGUGUGCGCAGAGGCAUUUAACCCCGAUGAAGAUGAGGAAGACUCUGAGCCAAGAGUCGUUCACCCAAAAACAGAUGAGCAAAGAUGCAGGUUACAGGAGGCUUGCAAAGACAUACUGCUGUUUAAAGCUCUUGAUCAGGAGCAGUUUUCAGAAGUGCUGGAUGCCAUGUUUGAAGUGCUUGUGCAGCCACAAGAACAUGUAAUCGAUCAGGGAGAUGACGGGGAUAAUUUCUACGUCAUUGAAAGGGGCGUGUAUGAUAUUGUGGUGCAGAAGGAUGGCGUGGGCUGCUGCGUUGGUCAGUACAAUAACAAGGGCAGCUUUGGAGAGCUGGCGCUUAUGUACAACACACCUCGAGCUGCUACCAUCAUCUCCAAGCAGGAGGGGGCCCUCUGGGGACUGGACCGAGCAACAUUCCGUAGGCUGAUUGUGAAGAACAAUGCGAAGAAGAGGAGGAUGUACGAGUGCUUCAUUGAGUCUGUGCCACUCCUCAAAUCUCUGGAGCUGUCUGAAAGAAUGAAGAUUGUUGACGUUUUGGGGGUGAAGACUUUUCAGGAUGGAGAGAGGAUCAUCAUGCAGGGUGAGAAAGCAGACUGUUUCUACAUCGUUGAGUCUGGGGAGGUGAAGAUCAUGAUGAAGAGCAAAACAAAAGCAGAUAGACAGGAUAAUGCUGAGGUAGAAAUUGCUCGUUGCACUAGAGGGCAGUACUUUGGAGAACUUGCACUUGUAACCAACAAACCACGGGCAGCCUCAGCUUACGCCAUCGGGGAUGUUAAGUGCUUGGUGAUUGAUGUGCAGGCGUUCGAGCGCUUACUGGGCCCGUGUAUGGAGAUCAUGAAGAGGAACAUUGCUCAUUACGAAGAGCAGCUGGUGGCUCUGUUCGGCUCCAGCAUGGAUCUCAGAGACUGACAGAGACUGGCCGUGCCUUACACACCUCACAUACAUACUCCACAUACAUGCACACACGAACACUUAAGUAAUCGAAUACAUAUAGUUUAUAUGAACACCCCACAAUUUCUAGGCACACACUCCUUUUUAUGUUCAACUCCAACCCCAGAAGACGCACACACAACAAAACGAUUUUCUCUCUGUCCUCUCCUCAAAUCCUCCCCGACCAAUCGUUAACAUGCUCCCCUCUUCUCUCACACACUCGCACUAACACACACCUGCGAUCUCUACAUCAGCUCUCUGGUGUAAAACGGAAGCAUUACGCGUCCCCGAGCUGUGACCUUCAACCGACUUCAAGAAACAAGGACAGCCGUGCAGACACCAGAACAUACUUGCACACUCGAUCGUGCUUCAACAUAUUUGCACAAUGCAACAAAUAAAUCCAGCCAAGGACCCAUCCCUUCCCAUGGACAUACACGUGAAAGGAGAAAAAAAAAACUUCAGAGGAUAUAAAGUAAUAUUUGGAAAAGAAAGGAAGCCUAAAAACAACUAAAAAAAAUGCAAAAAAUAUAUAUAUGGUUGAAGAGAGAAGUUUUAGAAACAUUUUAUGGCAGUGCGAAGCUUUGAUUAACACUUAUUUAAAUAAGACUUGUUUCCUUUCCUGCUAUUGGUGCGUUGAGUUAGUGCUGGUGGUAUCCACGGUGACCAAUGUUAGGUCCUCGUCUUGCUCACACAAACUCCAUAUAUGGUAUUGAUUAAUGUAUUAUUAUUAUUAUUAUUAUUAUUAUCAUUAUUACUACUACUACUACUAUUGUUGGAUUUUUUUUUUUGUUCGUUUUAUUUUCAGCUCUAUUGGAGAAUGUGCGGCAGAAUCUAGUGCUUAUUUCUUCUCUUGGUCAUUCUGGAUGAGUUGUUCUGAAAAGUAAAUAAAGCAAAACAUUUUGUUAA
This is a messenger RNA of Hemibagrus wyckioides, 3537 nucleotides long. It is a transcript of the gene prkar2aa, whose product is annotated as protein kinase, cAMP-dependent, regulatory, type II, alpha A. The record is from RefSeq and is a predicted model, not a curated record. Gene Ontology annotation, cellular component: cAMP-dependent protein kinase complex. Gene Ontology annotation, biological process: regulation of protein phosphorylation. NCBI's taxonomy places the organism in Eukaryota, Metazoa, Chordata, Actinopteri, Siluriformes, Bagridae. The coding region runs from base 1417 to 2610 and encodes 397 amino acids. The transcript is spliced from 10 exons. Gene Ontology annotation, molecular function: cAMP-dependent protein kinase regulator activity.